UGACUCAGGCGAUUGCGACCGGAAUUAUAAGGCGGUAGUUGUUUGUAAACACAAUCAUGAUCAGCUGAUAAAGUAUCGUAACGAGCAUAUCAUCACAUCUUGAUCACUUGACCUGAGAUAAACACCAGAUCGACCGUUAGCCAUUACAACAUCGUGUGGUGUGAAGGAGCAUGAGUGACGAGAUAAAGGCUAGGUUCCCAGGGGAAGUGGAUGAAGUUCAUCCUGCCCCCUUCAUCACAAUCCCUCCACAACCGACAGAGAAAAAACCCGGACAGCUGACUGAAGCCCAGGUUACACAGUUCUUCCAGGAGGGAUAUGUGGCUGUCAAUGACUUUUUCGACACGAAGACGGAACUGGACCCGUGUCGCGAUGCUAUUUCUGUCAUGGUGGACCAGCUAGCCGACAAACUUUAUGACGCCGGCAAAAUCGAAGAUAAAUAUGAAGAUUACGGCUUGUUCCAGAGACUGACUCAACUAGAAAAAGAACAUGCAGGAUCCAACAUUCUUUUGUUCAAGUCACAGAAAAUGCCAAAGGCCUUCUGUGAUGUGUGGAGUAACGAUAGAAUGCUAAACGUGAUGGAACAGUUGUUAGGGCCAGAUAUCGCUGGACAUCCAGUUUGGAACCUCAGGACAAAAACUCCUAAGAGUGACGCUGUCAGCAUUCCGUGGCAUCAAGACAGUGCCUAUUUCAGUAAUGAGUCGUACGACCACAUGAUAGUUACCGCCUGGGUGCCUUUCCUGGAUGCCAUACCUGGAAACGGAUGCAUGCAGGUUGUGAAGAACGGACACAGGAAGGGUAAGGUCGCAAACCACACGUGCUGCCGUGGUCCCACGUGGUAUGUCAUGCUGGAGGAGGAGGAAAUGGAAAAGUCUUUAGAUGUCGACAUGAAGAAAGACCUGGAGACAUGUCCUAUAGAUUAUGGAGGAUUCCUGCUGUUCCACAACCUUACACCCCACAGAAGCUUGGAGAAUAUGUCAAACGACAUCCGGUGGAGUUGUGACUUUCGGUGGCAGUCCCCCAGUGAACAUUGGGGAUUCUAUGGCCUGGGAGAAGGGGUCCCAAUGAGAUCCGCCAAAGACCCAAGUAUGAAGGCAGACUUUGAGAAGUUUUUCUCAUUUGACAGAAAAGAACAAUGGCAGAAACGAUACUACAGACAGGAGGACGCCAACGAUCCUUUCGAUACCACCAUCACUGGACCCUGGAUAGGACGCUGGGAAAUUGUCAACCACAACAAACACACAGAGGCAUUCAAACCCUUCAUGUAAACCCGCCUAAAACAAUAUCCUCUAAUCAGAAGCUAUACUCGGAAGGCAGGAUAUUAUUAUCUUUAUCUUAUGUUCUAUUAGUCGGAAAAUAUAAGCUAGGUUUUGUGUUACUAAAAUACAGAAUUUAAAAUACUUCGCUUUCAGUCCGGAAAGUGACAUUUGUGUACUAGCGAGUAACCUUUUUAGAUACCAAAGCAUGUUGUUUUCAGUAAGUGCUAUCCAUUUAAUGCUAAUAUUCAUUACUCAUAUCAUUUCAGUUAUCUAAUCACAGACCUAUGAUAUAGUUUCUUAUAUUGAAAGUAAGAAAGUGAGUAGGAAACAUAAUUUGCAUUCAGAUAUGGAUUGAACGGUAUAGUUUCAAUUGUCAAACCGGAUAAAAGACAAGUCAGUAUUCAAAAUGUUAAGGUGUUUUCAGGUGCAAAUUGUUGGGUGGUUUUUUUUCAGUUCGUUGAUUCUAUAGAGAAGCUACUUUUAGAAUGUAAAUUACACUCAGAUGUUAAAAUCUUCAACUAUCAGAUAACUUAUAAAUGUAGUUCGUUCUACGUUAUGAUGUGAUGAUCAUUUGCCAGUUCAGCAUAGAGCAUUGAUUAAUAAGUGCGUAAGUAGAAUUGUAUUUUUUUUCACCACUUAAACGUUUAUAGACUCUGCUACUUGAUGAGUCUAUCAUGUAACUAUUACGUACCUGAUCAAUGUAAGUAUGUCUGGGCUACCAGUUAACAUAUAAAUGUAAUUUGUUAUGCGCUAUGUUGUUAUGAUUGUUUGCCGUAUCAGCAUUAGAACAUUGUUAAUAUGUUCGUUACCAAAACUGUUUAUUUGUUUUUCAUCACUUAACAGUUUUGUAUGCAGAGAAUCUGCUUUUUGAUGAAUCUGUUAUUUAAUUAUGACAUAUCUGAUAUAACACAAGGCCCGGUCCCACUUGCAAUAACUCUUCUUCAGCGAUUGAUGUUAACAUUGUUAUAUUCAUGUGAUUCAAAGCAUGUCAUAAAUAUCUAGUGAAUAAAACGGAAUCCAAAUUUCUUAUUUUAUUUCAAAUGAAUUAAAAUGUUUAUAUCAGACGGUUAUAGCAAUUUAAGAUAUUUCAAAAUGCUUACAAUAGCAUCUGUCCGAAGGAUGGCAUUGAACUAAUAUUGAUUUAUUAAUUCUUACCUUUUCUCAGUUAGAUUGACCUAAACAAAAGCGUUUGCUUGUUAAGAUCCGAGCUAGUGUGUUCAGUUUCAUUAAUAUUCAAAGUACCAUGCCAUUUGUCUUAAGUAACUCCAUUUGUCACUUUUUCUUUUUGAAUUAUUAUGAUUUAUCCUAGAUAAAAAUAAAAUUUACAAAACG
This is a messenger RNA of Mizuhopecten yessoensis (Yesso scallop), 2588 nucleotides long. RefSeq lists its product as uncharacterized. NCBI's taxonomy places the organism in Eukaryota, Metazoa, Mollusca, Bivalvia, Pectinida, Pectinidae. The transcript has 9 exons. The record is from RefSeq and is a predicted model, not a curated record. The coding region runs from base 171 to 1265 and encodes 364 amino acids.